This is a messenger RNA of Cotesia congregata, 2385 nucleotides long. Lineage: Eukaryota; Metazoa; Arthropoda; Insecta; Hymenoptera; Braconidae. The record is from the annotation of a GenBank genome assembly.
AUGUGGAAUAUGAUGUGCGACGUUAUGCCAACGAUCGCUGAAGACAGUAUAAGUCAAAGAAGCUCACAGUUCUCUGGUGAAGAUGCCAAUUUCGAGCAGCUUAUGGUGUCCAUGCUCGACGAGCGGGACAAGCUUAUGGACUCGCUUCGCGAGAGCCAGGAGAGACUUCAAGAGGCUGAGGCUAGGGUCCGGGACGUUGAGAAGGAGCGGGAUGCUCUUAAUAGACAAAUCAAUGCUAGUGUUCCUCAGGAAUUUUCCCAGUUGACGAAAGAGUUGUCUGCUGCACGUGAAAGUAUUCUUGAGCGCGAGGAAGAAAUAUCGGAAUUGAAGGCUGAGCGUAAUAAUACUCGGCUGCUACUUGAGCAUCUGGAAUGUCUAGUAUCUCGGCACGAAAGAUCUCUUCGGAUGACGGUGGUGAAGAGACAAGCGGCUGCACAAUCCGGAGUGUCGUCCGAGGUCGAGGUACUCAAGGCACUCAAGAGCCUCUUCGAGCACCACAAGGCUUUGGAUGAAAAGGUUCGAGAACGAUUAAGAGUCGCGCUCGAAAGAAAUACAAGCCUUGAGGAGGAGCUCGCACGAACCAAAGACGAGUUGCAGCAAUAUAAACUCGGUGGGUACCCAGCAUCAUUAAAGCCAUUAGAAGACAAGCCUAAAGAAAACGGGCAACUGGACGAGCAGCAGCAGCAGCAGCAAUUACAAAACAAGAAUGAGGAGGUGAACCAGCUGAAUGAGACCCACCAGGACGAAUCGAGUAAGCGAGUAGAUAUUGUUGACGAUGUCAAUGAAUCCUCUCCAGAGAAGACCACUAAGGAAGACGCCGAAAGGCUCAGCAAUGGAGAUACUACUGAGGAUUAUAAGGAUCCUAAAGAUUCUAGAGAUUCUAAGGAGUCUUUAGCGCGAGUCGCCGAGUUGCAAGCGACUGUAGAGAAACAGAACUCUGAAAUAGCGACGUGGCAACGUCGAGUCGGGGAAUUAAGCUCUCGUGUUGCUGAAUUAGAAGAAACUCUUUCUAAAACACAAAAAGAGUUCAUGAAGACCCAGGAAGUAAAUGGAAAAUUGCAACGCGAUUUACGGGAGAAUGUUGCGCAAAAAGAGGACCAGGAAGAAAGAAUAGCGACUCUUGAGAAGAGAUACUUGAAUGCUCAGCGAGAAUCUACUAGUGUUCAUGACUUGAAUGAAAAAUUGGAGCAGGAACUUAAACACAAGGAAGAUCAGCUAAAACUGCAAGAAAAGAGAAUAGCAGCGAUACAAGAAAAACUUGAGCUUGCGGAACAGAAACUGGCGCAGUACGCAAAACUACCAGAAAUGGAGGAACAGUUGAAGCAGAGGAUGGAGGCUCUGACGCAGGUGAGGAGGCCCAACCAGAUUUGUGAUACAUUAAAUAAGCAGGCGCAAGAGAAGCACGGCAGCGCCGAGGACAGAAUACAAAGACUGGAAACUCAAUUAGAAGAAAAGAAUGGCGAGGUCAUGCGUCUUAAUCAACGAUUGAAGAUGAAUGAAGAGCAUAAUUCACGUUUAAGUAAUACUGUUGAUAAACUAUUGUCAGAAUCCAAUGAGAGACUGCAGGUGCAUUUGAAGGAACGUAUGCACGCAUUAGAGGAGAAAAACGCGCUGACUCAAGAGCUAGAAAAGAUGCGUAAAAUAGCUGAAGACUUGCAGAACGAGAAGAGCGAGAUAAUGAAAGAGCUGAGCAAAGCGCGACUAGAAAUAGACAACGUAAAGCGUCAAAUGUUGCAGCAAGAAAUAGCGUUUAACAUACAACAGACUGAUGCACUGACCCGCAGUUUAUCACCCAACGCCAUUACACUGGUAGAACCGUCGUCAUCUUCCAGGAGUGCUAGUCACAGUAGUUUUGAUACUCACUCAUUGCCAAGACGUGCUGCUAGUAAGCGUAUCAUUGAUGAUGAUUCUGCAAAGACUCGUUAUUUAUUACAGAGUUACGUUGCUCGCACACUGGCCGAGCAGGAGUGGGAAAAACUUCAGCAGGCUCACGUGCUAGCAAACGUACAACAAGCAUUCGAUGUAUCAAGCGACGCAGAAGUAGACGGAGACAACGAGAGUCUCUUCAGCUCAGCCGCGGACAUGAUCAGUCCUUCAGGUCACACAGACGCCCAAACUCUGGCGAUGAUGCUGCAAGAGCAGCUGGACGCCAUCAACAUCGAGAUCCGGCUGAUCCAGGAAGAGAAGCAGAGCACUGAAGCCAGAGCAGAAGAACUCGAAUCUCGGGUAGGCAGCUUGGAGCACAUGAACCUGCUGACCCGUGGUCGCAGUCACGAUCGCGCUUCUCCGCCACUGAGUGGCCGCUCGACGCCAAAGUCCCAUCACAGUCCCAAUCGUGACUAUCUUCACAAAUACCACACUGUAAGACUUGUCUCAGUAGAUUAA